This is a messenger RNA of Cucumis melo (muskmelon), 1552 nucleotides long. RefSeq lists its product as uncharacterized. Bases 115 to 1401 code for a protein of 428 amino acids. The record is from RefSeq and is a predicted model, not a curated record. The transcript is spliced from 13 exons. Lineage: Eukaryota; Viridiplantae; Streptophyta; Magnoliopsida; Cucurbitales; Cucurbitaceae.
UUAUGCGUCAUCCAAAGAAAGGAAGAAAAAAAGAUAAAUAAAUAAAGACAUUCCCGAUUUAUCUCGAGACAUCAUUCUCUCCUCAACGGAAGAACGGGAAAAAUCAAAAUCAAAAUGGCUUUGAGCUUGUCCUGUUGCCAUGCCACUCUUCACCUUCAACAACAUCAAGUGGCUUCCAGGAACAACAGCAGCAAGAACCUCGACAAUGUAAGAAGCCUCGUUAAUCGAAUUGGAAUUGCUUCAGUUCAAUCUUCUUCUCUUCAAUCCCUUCAAAAUGGCAACUGGGUUAAGCUUAUUUGCGGUGCAAGUUUCGAGGAUGUGGUUGAUAUUAGGAAUCUCUCUCUUGUCUACACUCUUGCUGGGGUUGAUUGUAUUGAUUGUGCUGCUGAUGCAUCGGUUGUUAGUGCUGUAAAUGAGGGAAUUCAAGCGGCAAGAGGGAUUAUUGGUGUUCGCAGGCCUUGGGUGAUGAUUAGUGUCAAUGAUGACCAAGAUCUUCACUUCCGAAAAGCUGAGUUUGAUCCUGGGAAUUGUCCAAUUGACUGUUCAAGACCUUGCGAAAUCGUUUGCCCUGCCAAUGCAAUCUCACUUCAAGAAGAAGCAUUGAAAGAACUUUCACAAGUGGCUGGUGUAUCUGGAAUAUUGAAGGGUGGAGUAAUCACGGAGCGUUGUUAUGGUUGUGGCCGUUGCUCUCCAGUUUGCCCAUAUGAUAAAAUAAAUCUAGUCACAUAUGUAAGGGAUGCAGCUACCACUGUCAAACUUAUUAAACGGGGCGAUGUCGAUGCUUUGGAGAUUCACACCAAUGGAAGGCAAACCACUUAUUUUCAAGAACUUUGGGAUAAAUUAGGGGACUCAUCCAAAUAUCUAAGGCUAGUUGCAGUAAGCCUACCUAAUAUUGGCCGGGAUUUAACAGUAUCUACGAUGAAAACGAUGUUCUCGAUCAUGGAAUCGCAACUUCAUUGUUUGAACUUAUGGCAGUUAGAUGGACGACCAAUGAGUGGAGAUAUUGGACGAGGCGCCACAAGGGAAACAAUUGCUUUCGCUGCUCAAUUAGCUCGUACCAAUGACCGUCCUCCUGGCUUCCUUCAACUGGCUGGUGGCACAAAUUUUCACACUGUUGAUGGUUUGAAGAAAGAGAGACUUUUUCAAUCGACAUCAACUAUUGAAAAUUCGACAAACGAAGAGUUAUCAAGUUCAUUAAACGCAUUGAUUGGUGGUAUUGCUUAUGGGGGAUAUGCUCGAAAAAUAGUUGGAAGGGUCUUGAGUUCAAUGCAAACACAAAAUGGAGAUGCCAAUAUUGAAGACUAUCCAGACUCUCUGUUGGCUGCACUUGUGGAAGCCUUGACUUUGGUAGGAACUGUCAAAUGUUAUGAUCCUUCUCAUAUCAGCUCAGCAACAAGUUAACUGAUUUCAUUUCAAACCGCAUUUCCGAUACUCUUGUUACUGUAGUUGUCAGCUUUUUGUCGACUACUUUGGCAAACUAAGUUCGAGAAAUCCUAAGGUAGACUUAGACCACUGUAACAAACUUAAUAUAUCAGUUUUCUUUCAUAGAAAA